Hyla sarda is the source of this 1772-nucleotide messenger RNA. It is a transcript of the gene TTL, whose product is annotated as tubulin tyrosine ligase. Lineage: Eukaryota; Metazoa; Chordata; Amphibia; Anura; Hylidae. Bases 292 to 1428 code for a protein of 378 amino acids. The transcript is spliced from 7 exons. The record is from RefSeq and is a predicted model, not a curated record. Gene Ontology annotation, biological process: protein modification process.
CCAUUACCCCUGACCUCAUAGCUCAGCCUCCUGAACCUGGGAGGGGUUAGCACGUAGCUGGAUAUAGAAGCUGUUAGGCAGCAGCAGCAGCUACUAUCUAUCCGGUCUCCUUCUUAUGCGAUAUAUAACAGGAUCAGAUCCCCUGUAGCCGGUUGUAGUUGUUGUCCCCGACGAUCCGUAUGGAUCUGUUCCCUAUACCGUAGCAUGGUGCAGAGGGGCACAACAAUAGCGCACGCAGUAAAUAGCCGGCUGUAGACGGGGUAGCCUGCACUUUACUAUCCACCCCAAGGGAUGAUGUAUACUUUCGUGGUGAGGGAUGAGAACAGCACAGUGUAUGCUGAAGUGUCCAAGAUCCUCCUGGCCACGGGACAAUGGAAGCGACUGAAGAAGGACAAUCCCAGGUUUAAUCUCAUGCUGGGGGAGAGGAACAGGCUGCCAUUCGGGAGGUUGGGUCAUGAACCUGGCAUUGUACAGCUAGUAAAUUAUUAUCGUGGAGCAGAUAAGCUUUGUCGUAAGGCUUCAUUGGUAAAAUUAAUCAAAACAAGUCCUGAGCUUUCUGGUUCCUGCACAUGGUUCCCAGAAUCAUAUGUGAUUUACCCAACCAAUCAGAAGUCUCCCGUGGCAAAAGGAAGGAAUGGUCUUCAAGAUCUUAUCAACAGUACCCGCACAGAUGAACGAGAAGAGUUCCUAGAAUCAUUCAAUGGAAGGAAAGAGAGUGAAAAAGGAAAUGUAUGGAUAGCGAAGUCUUCUUCAGGUGCCAAAGGAGAAGGAAUUCUUAUAUCCUCUGAUGCAACACAACUUCUCGACUUCAUAGACAAUCAAGGCCAAGUUCAUGUAAUACAGAAAUACCUAGAAAACCCACUGCUUCUGGAACCAGGACACCGCAAAUUUGACAUCAGGAGUUGGGUCCUUGUGGACAAUCAGUAUAACAUUUUCCUCUACCGUGAGGGAGUCUUAAGGACGUCCUCUGAACCAUACAAUGACUCAGACUUUCAAGACAUGACAAGCCACUUAACCAAUCACUGCAUUCAGAAGGAACAUUCGAAAAACUACGGGAGAUAUGAGGAUGGAAAUGAGAUGUUCUUUGAAGAGUUCAAUCAGUACCUUAUGACCUCCUUAAAUAUCAAUCUAGAAAAUAGCAUCCUUUACCAGAUAAAGCAAAUAAUAAGAGUCUGUCUGACUUGUAUAGAACCUGCAAUCAGCACAAAGCAUCUGCCUUACCAGAGUUUUCAGCUCUUUGGCUUUGACUUUAUGGUGGAUGAAGAUUUGAAGGUUUGGUUACUUGAAGUCAAUGGUGCCCCUGCCUGUGCACAGAAGCUGUAUGCAGAACUUUGCCAAGGCAUUGUGGAUCUAGCUAUCUCCUCUGUCUUUCCUCUUAGUGACAUUGUACAGAAGCAGACGCAGGACAAUACGUUCAUCAAACUCUGAAGACUCUGCCUUACAUUAUACCCACCCAAGCACUGCUGCCACAUAUUACUGUUUGAUAUCCAGAUAAAUUAUCCCGCCCACUAUCAUGCCAAGUAAUUGGUAAUUGCACUGGAUAGAAUGAGACCAUGGAAAGCGAAGAUGAGGCAAAAAUGCUUUUAUGAUUUUACACACUAAGCAGUAUGUUUGUUUUUAUAUAUAAAUAUAUAUAAAUUAUUAUUUUUUAUUUAACUGUAAAUGAAGGAGCCUUUUUUUUAUGAAUGUUUAGCGCUUGAAUGUUUUCUUGUCUAUACAUUUUUACAAACCUAUAUGAAGUAAAAGCCUUAAGAAAGCAAAAAAAAAAAUCA